UUUUGACACAGGUAUAAUUUUUUUUUUUUUUGUAAAUCAAAAGCCUUGAAUUCUAGCAAAAUUAAUGAAAUUGAAAAUAGAAAUUUAAUAUUUCUAUUAAAAAAACUUAAAUUGUACGAAUUUAUUACAUAACACCGGUUAUAAGUUAUAAUGCGCAGUAUAUUAAUCUAUGCAUGAAUCAUGGAUAAAAUAAUAUAGGCAUGAUUGUUCAUAAAAUGUAGUUAUUGGAUACUCGAUAAAAACAAAGAGAUUUCAUUUCAAUGAUACGAUAUCUGUCGAUGACUCAUCUAUCGGUAAACAUGAUUUUAUUAAUUUCACGAUCCCAGUAAUGAACAAAUAUUGAAGUUGUAAAGCACUUAGGUAAUUUUUAUUUGACUUAUCUAGAAAUUUUAGCCAAUCGGUGAUUUAUGUGAAUUAUUAAUUAGUUUUUCUUACAUGAUCGCGAAAUUUGUCGUAUUGUUCGCAGUUUUCGUAGCAAUGGCAAGCACUCUGACCACCGAAGAAAGAUUUGCCGAAUUUAAGACGAAAUUCGGCAAGACCUACGCGACCCCCGAAGAGGAACAAGAGCGCUUCAAAGUGUUCGAAGCGAACGUGCAGAGAAUUGAUGAACACAACAAGAAAUUCGAAACUGGUGAAGUUACGUUCUCUCAAGGAGUCAAUCAAUUCUCCGAUUUGACUCCCGAUGAAUGGAAAAACAGGAACCACGGAUUGAGACUUAAACCGACUUCAACCUAAAAUGUACUUGCAUAACGAGUAUACCUAUUAAUUAUGUUUGAAUAUUUUUAUAAAGUAUAUAUUCGCUUGAAUUAAAGCAUUUUGUUCGUCUAA
Phyllotreta striolata is the source of this 828-nucleotide messenger RNA. NCBI's taxonomy places the organism in Eukaryota, Metazoa, Arthropoda, Insecta, Coleoptera, Chrysomelidae. The record is from the annotation of a GenBank genome assembly.